GAUUUCCAAACCGUGCCAGUCGACAACACGUUUCGGGAGCUUGUCGUCCACAGCAACAGGGAGUUCCAGCGGUACGCCUUGGAAAACGGUGUUUACUUCGCUCCAGUUGACGAUGACGAAAUCGAGCGCCUCCAAUACAUGCAUGAGAUCUUCAACAUGAUGUUCGACAACAGGCUUAUAUUCCCGCCGAUACCGCGGCCGCGAAGGAUCUUGGAAUGUGGAUCUGGGUCCGGUGCAUGGGCGAUCGAGGUUGCUGAGCAGUAUCCUGAUUGCGAGGUAAUUGGAAUCGACGUAUACCCAUACCCGGUCCCAGAACACACCCCGCCCAAUUUGGAUUUUCAGGUGGACGACCUCAACAGUCCGUCCACGUUCCCGUCGAACUAUUUUGAUCUGGUGCACAGCCGAAUGAUGGCGGGAGGAAUCCAUUCGAACCGGUGGAUGAACUAUCUAGGCGACAUACUGCGCAUCCUUCGCCCUGGAGGUUGGUGUCAGAUGGUCGAGAUAUACUUUAACGCGCAGUCCGACAACGGGACCCUUACGUCGAAUCAUGCGCUUCAAGUGUGGUCGCGGAGCUAUAUGCAAAGCAUACAACCUGCAAAGGACCCCAGGGCGCCGCUGCGGCUGCAAAACUGGAUGACGCAAGCAGGUUUCGUGGAAGUCGAGUCACGAUUGUUGACUUUGCCCCUGAGUGGAUGGCCAGCAGGGGCGACGGCGUCUAACGUUCUGCCAGAUCCUCGAGAGAAUGCCAUCGGCUUGGCCAACAGAGCCAACGUCCAGCGGCUCCUGUCUUCGCUUGCCGUGUACCCCUUCUCGCAGGCUCUCAACAUGACGGACACGGAUAUUCAGCUACUCAUAGCGCAGGCUCGCAAUGAAGCCGACAACCCGGCCUUCAAGGCUUAUUUUCCAGUGUAUGUUUGUAUCGGUCGGAAGCCCGGGAGCAGUAGCAGCAGCAGGCAGCAUCGACACAGCGAUAGCCGGAGCCACCAGUCUUCCAAGAGCGGUAGGCACGGCGAGUCGAGGAAACGGGCGCGACACGGGUAG
Molecule: messenger RNA, 1041 nt
Organism: Parathielavia appendiculata
Lineage: Eukaryota; Fungi; Ascomycota; Sordariomycetes; Sordariales; Chaetomiaceae
Product: S-adenosyl-L-methionine-dependent methyltransferase
Exons: 9
Molecular function (GO): methyltransferase activity
Source: RefSeq, a predicted model, not a curated record